AUGUUCUAUGCGUUUCAGGGAUUCAGUGCAGCUGCCAUAGCCAUGGGAGGGGUAGCCAUGGGAACGGGCCUCUGUGUACCUCCUGUCUUCUGCAGCCCCUGGGGUGAGCAUCGUGAUCCCAUGAGUUUUCGUCAGCUCUUAUGUCCAGACCCGCUCUGUGACGUGUGCAAUGCCACCCCUGCUGAGAUCUUGAAGGUGCUAUUGCGACGGCCGUCCCUGGAAGACGCUGCUCCCUCUGUGUCAUCCCCAGAGUCUACCACUUCCCUUACUGAGUCUUCAUACACUUUGUCCUCUGCCAGCUCUGAAAGCCCUCCGGGAGACCACAUACCAGCCCCUCUGCCCCAGCCUUCUCCACCCCCACCCUCCCUUCUCUCACCUGACCUGCUGACCCCCUCAUCUGACUUACCUUCACCCUCGCCACUGGGUGGCUCUCUUCCUGUUCCUCCCCUGAAUUCCAAAUUCCCUGUACACAGUUCACCACCCCAGCCACUUGCCUUUCCCCUUCUCCCACCACACUGCACUCUGGGAGCAGAUCAUGUUCUCCAAGCAGAAACCACUUUGUCUAUAAAGACCAUCUUUGCAUUUGACCCCAUCCUUCUCCAAGAUGUCAACCCCGCACAAAAUUCACCCUGGAGAGUGGAUCUCACUGACCCCCACGUGCGUCAUCAUGCACCGCAAACCCUGUCGGCUUCACCACUGCCAGAUGGCACCUUGACUGGGGCUCGGCCUGAACCAGCUUCCAUCUUAGCGAAGCCUGGUCCGGAGACGUCCUCUCCAGACAGAGCUGACGCACUGACCGCUCAGGUGCCAGCCACCGGAGGCACUGACCCUUCAAGCCUCGCAGCUUCAGACUUCUCCUGGUGGCAGCCUCAUGCCAAGGACUUGUUCCUCUCCAACUUGUCACGAUGUGGUCUCAAGCAAGAGCUUCUUGCCCACCCUUCUGAGGCCUCUUCUGUGCGAGACCCUGAAGCCCACCUUGUAGAACCUGGUAACGUCUCUUUUAGGAGGGACUUCGUGAUGGGGAAGGAAAAGGAAAAGAAAACGGGGUCUCCUCCAAGGAAAUGUAAGUCAGACUACCAAGGGAAUUCCUCAGCAAACACGUCAGCACCAGGGGCUGCUGAGCACGACGUGGCAGUGUCCCUUCCUUUGGGGACCAGCAGAGACAAACCAGAGGAGCUGCACGCGCCUCAGCAGCUCCUGCACCCUAAGACCUUUGAGGCAGCUCCGGUCCAGUCCCAGUCCCAGCACCCACCCCCACUGCCGAUCCCGUCACCUGCACCUCUGUCCCAAACAAGGCCCUGUGGGGUGUGUUUUCACAAACCCCAGAAUGAGGCACACUGCCUUACGCCAUCAGAGAUUCACCAGCUGGAAUGGAACGUGCGGCAGAAAGAACAGGAGACGGUGUGGGGUUUACCCUCUGUGGCCAAGAAAUCUCAGCAAGAGUUUUGUCCUCCAGCCCCCAAGCUUACACUGGGCGGCCAGUCCUCCAAGGCUGAUGUUCCCAUCUCUGUCCUUCCUGGAGACUUUCCUCUCAGCAGUGAGCUGCGGAAGAAACUAGAGCACCACCUUCGGAAGAGGCUCAUCCAACACCGCUGGGGCCUGCCCUGCAGGGUCCGUGAGUCUGUGUCACUGCUGAAUCCUUCCAGAGAUGUUCCUGAGACACCCAAGCCAAAGUGCCACUAUGGACUCUCAUGGAUCUCCUUCUUUAAAGGGCAGAGCAAUGAAGGUCCAGAAAACUCUGGAUUGAGUCAAUCAGGAAGCUUCCAUGACAGAUGCUCGGAUAAGCUCCCGCUAAGGAAGGACAUGAGGAUGAGUUGGGGACACAGCCUGGAGCAUGGACCAAAACAUCAUCCAUUGAGUGACCCAAAGAGGUCUUCAGAUAAGAGUCUGGGCUCCAACUCAGUGGAAAACCUAGAAAGUCACACGAGGAGCCUGUCAAGGAAUAAUUCAAGGGCCUCAAGUGUGAGCCUGGGUCCAAAACAACUUGAAAACGCCCUGCUGGUACCACUUAGCCAGAAAUUUGAGGACAUCAAUGAGGGCCAGGAUUCUGGGACUGUGCGUAAUUCAUGGCAUCCUACCAAGCACACAAUGCCUCUUCCCCAGAAAUCUCACAGCCAAACAAGACAUGGAAAUUCGGCAGCAGCGGUGGGUGUGGACCCCUACCUGAAUCCCUCCUAG
Lemur catta (Ring-tailed lemur) is the source of this 2178-nucleotide messenger RNA. RefSeq names its product spermatogenesis-associated protein 31D4-like. Bases 1 to 2178 code for a protein of 725 amino acids. The record is from RefSeq and is a predicted model, not a curated record. NCBI's taxonomy places the organism in Eukaryota, Metazoa, Chordata, Mammalia, Primates, Lemuridae. The transcript has 2 exons.